This is a messenger RNA of Neopsephotus bourkii (Bourke's parrot), 2144 nucleotides long. RefSeq names its product T-box transcription factor 20 (gene TBX20). The transcript is spliced from 8 exons. Gene Ontology annotation, cellular component: nucleus. Gene Ontology annotation, biological process: positive regulation of DNA-templated transcription; vasculogenesis; cell fate specification. The record is from RefSeq and is a predicted model, not a curated record. Gene Ontology annotation, molecular function: DNA-binding transcription factor activity, RNA polymerase II-specific; RNA polymerase II cis-regulatory region sequence-specific DNA binding. The coding region runs from base 193 to 1515 and encodes 440 amino acids. NCBI's taxonomy places the organism in Eukaryota, Metazoa, Chordata, Aves, Psittaciformes, Psittacidae.
GGCCGGGGCCCUUGACGUGUCCCGCCGCCGAUUGGCCGCCGGCCGAUAGGAUCUCCGCGGCCCCGCGUUAAGGCUGGGGAGCGCGCAGCGCUCGGCUCAGAGCGCUUCCCUUCCGCCCGGUAUCCCGGCUCCGCUGCCCCCGGUACUCCAUCCUGCCUGCCCCGUGCCCAGCCGCUCCUCCGGUGGGUGGCCAUGGAGUACACGCCGCCCCCCAAGCCGCAGCUGUCCUCCCGGGCCAACGCCUUCUCCAUCGCAGCCCUCAUGUCGAGUGGCAGCUCCAAGGACAAGGAGUCUUCCGAGAGUACCAUCAAGCCGCUGGAACAAUUCGUUGAGAAAUCCUCUUGCGCGCAGCCUUUGAGUGACUUAUCCAGCCUGGACCCUCACGGGGAGUUUAGCACCAGCCCUUCAUCGCUGUGCACCGAGCCCCUCAUCCCCACCACCCCUAUCAUCCCGAGCGAGGAGAUGGCCAAAAUCUCCUGCAGCCUGGAGACCAAAGAGCUCUGGGAUAAGUUUCACGAACUGGGUACCGAGAUGAUCAUCACCAAGUCGGGGAGGAGGAUGUUCCCUACCAUCAGGGUUUCCUUCUCGGGAGUGGAUCCCGAAGCCAAGUACAUUGUGUUAAUGGAUAUAGUUCCUGUGGACAAUAAAAGAUACAGAUAUGCCUACCACAGGUCUUCCUGGCUAGUGGCUGGAAAAGCUGACCCUCCACUCCCUGCAAGGUUGUACGUGCACCCUGACUCCCCGUUCACAGGAGAGCAACUGCUGAAACAGAUGGUGUCCUUCGAGAAAGUCAAGCUCACCAACAACGAGCUGGAUCAGCAUGGCCACAUCAUUCUGAACUCCAUGCACAAGUACCAGCCAAGGGUGCACAUUAUUAAGAAGAAGGAUCACACGGCUUCUCUGCUAAACCUGAAAUCGGAGGAGUUCAGGACGUUUAUCUUUCCAGAGACUGUUUUCACUGCUGUUACCGCCUACCAGAAUCAAUUGAUAACCAAGUUGAAAAUUGACAGCAACCCUUUUGCUAAAGGAUUCCGGGACUCUUCCAGACUCACUGAUAUCGAGAGAGAAAGUGUGGAGAGCCUUAUCCAAAAGCAUUCCUAUGCCCGGUCCCCCAUUCGAACCUAUGGAGGAGAGGAUGAUCUUGGAGAUGACAGCCAGGCAACACAAAGCAGAGGGUCAGCAUUUACAACAUCUGACAACCUGUCCCUCAGUUCCUGGGUAUCCUCUUCAACCAGUUUCCCUGGAUUUCAGCAUCCACAGUCUUUGAGUGCCCUGGGUACCAGCACUGCAUCCAUAGCUACACCCAUUCCUCAUCCAAUCCAAGGAUCUCUGCCUCCAUACAGCCGCCUGGGAAUGCCUCUCACACCCUCUGCUAUAGCCAGCUCUAUGCAAGGUAGUGGCCCCACUUUCCCUUCCUUCCACAUGCCCAGGUACCACCAUUAUUUCCAGCAGGGUCCUUAUGCAGCUAUCCAGGGACUGCGUCACUCCUCCGCAGUGAUGACGCCAUUUGUAUGAGUGAUGUAAGACAAGAAGAACGUGAGAUUUUCAAUGUGCAAGUUUGGUAUGAAAAGAUAUGAGGGACCUUCCUGUGGCAAGAGUGCUGAACUCAUCACAAACCAGAUAAGAAACAUGCAUUAUGGAUAUAGAUUCCUCCAUUGAGGGAUCAUGAGAAGAGAGCAUGCAGCUUAGACCUGCUCCCAGAUCUUAUGGUGGAGCACAGCUGAAAUGGAUCCCAAAGUUCCCAGGAUGUGAGCAGCCGCGUGCAGCUCGUUCCAAAGGUGCAUUAUACCUAGUGGAAAGAGAUGACGCUUAUGCAGCAGUGUACAAAUUAAUUGUGUGUAAGUCUUUUUCUUUUCAUAUACUAGAUCAAUUCUGGAACAGGCAAUACUCUUACUCAUCUUCAUCUCUUGUGACUGAUGAACAUCUAGGCAGAAAAAUGUAUUGCUAUAACUUUGAGCAUGUUUUAGCUAUCUCAGCACACGUCUGCUGGGAACGGGACAAAGUGGAGAAGACCACUGUCCUUUUUAAAAGACUGGCUUAUAUUCACCAAAAGCAGUAUUUCUUAGUUGCUACUAUAAUCUCAAAGAGAAAAUUUUUAAUGAGUCUUUCUUUAUUUGCUUCUUUCACAAAACACUUAUCAGUUC